Molecule: messenger RNA, 1305 nt
Organism: Caenorhabditis bovis
Lineage: Eukaryota; Metazoa; Nematoda; Chromadorea; Rhabditida; Rhabditidae
Source: the annotation of a GenBank genome assembly
AUGUCGGUCGAAUCUGCAUCUGCCAAAGUACGACGUUACACCGAAAACUUGAAAUCGGGCUUUGAGCCAAAACGUGCCCUUAAAAGAUUGUACGAAAUCGAUGCCGAUGCGCAAUUUUAUCAAGAAGCCGACACUCGAAAAUAUCUGAAAAGAUAUCUCGAAGACGAGACAUGCAAGAAGUAUGCGGCGAGGCUGCGUCAAAAAUUGCGCGGCCACGAGAAAAUCAUCAACGAGCAACGCAAACGGCAUCGUAGCUCGACGAAUAAUUGCGACGUGUCUUCUCAAGGAGCGCCGCCGCUCAAAGAGCCGAAAACCGAACAAUUAUCCGCCGACGAUUUCGCGAGAGCGAUUUGCGGCGGAACGCCGAAGGCGAGUUUUCAAAGAACACCGGUCAAUAUUGAUUAUUCCAAAUACAAGGUGGUUUCGAAAACCGUUGUGCCAAAGGCCGAGCCGCCAUCGCCAAAAGAAGAUAAUGAUGUAAAUAUACCAUCAAGCAGUCGUGUGUGCUUAUCAUCGACUGACGUGAAACCAAACGUUGAAACGAUAUCGCUUCAUGUCAGCGAUUCACGAUCGGAGCCAGCGCCAAAGGCACGACCAAAAGCUGCGGUUGGGAGCCGCUCGCAAGACGAUGAAAAAAUGUUCAAGCCGAGAAAAGAUCGCCAGAAGGUGUUCGCCGGACGCAAGAAGAAUGUUCACACAGAAGUUCCAUCACUCAUGAAGGUGUGCCAGAAUGUUAUAGCUCAAAAUGUCAAUUCGCUUGGUUACGUCGGUUGGACUCCGUAUAUUCUUCUGAAACCGGCGUUGACACGAUGCAAUAUUGAGCAGCUUCGAAAAAUUGUAGAUAUGAAUCCGACAUUGGCCGAAGAUGCUGACGAAUUGUUCCAUGAAUACGUGAAACGCGAGUUUCCAGCGAAUGAGGACAAAACUGAUGAAAUGUCCUGGCGCGAGCUUUACGAUCAGUUGGUUAUUAAAAAGGAAAGGUAUGACAGCAAAAGAUUGGCGAUGCUUGCUGAUCGAAUUGCUUGCCGUACUAACAAUCACGAUUCUGGAAGGCGUACGAUGGUUAUCGAAUCAGCGCAUGCUAAUGUUCGCCGAGCGUUCACAAGCUCGCGCCCGACGACCCAGAUGCUGCCGACGCCGUCGGCCGUUGAACUCUCGCAGGCGAGAAAAAACGUGUCAACUCAAGGACGAGCUCAACUAAAUGCUUUACAAGGCCCUAUUCGCAGUGCGGUUCAGACGGCGAGGCCAGCUAGAAAGACAGUCGCACCAUUAAUGGCCAAAGUGAAGAAAAUGCUUGGUCGAUGA